Messenger RNA from Phalaenopsis equestris, 3729 nucleotides. RefSeq names its product transcription initiation factor TFIID subunit 8-like. NCBI's taxonomy places the organism in Eukaryota, Viridiplantae, Streptophyta, Magnoliopsida, Asparagales, Orchidaceae. Gene Ontology annotation, cellular component: transcription factor TFIID complex. The transcript is spliced from 3 exons. Gene Ontology annotation, molecular function: protein heterodimerization activity. The record is from RefSeq and is a predicted model, not a curated record. Bases 297 to 1391 code for a protein of 364 amino acids.
GUUGUACCCGUGCUUCUCUCUCAUUUACUUUCUUCUCGUUUCCCUACCGUUAGGGUUUUCGGGGACAAUUUUUGAAUGCUCCUUGAGCCUUAUCUCUCCUGCUUGGCUUGUCUUUGCAGCUUCGUAUGCUUCUUCGGAUCGGCUAAACCCUAGUUUUUUUCUCGAGGUCAGGCUGUUGUCUCACUAUGCGGCUUCUUCUUUGUUUCGCCGUUGAAGCUCGAACUUGCUUUGAUCUGGGGACUGUACUGUGAGCGGUCCAACGUGAAGGGUUGUUCUGGACUGAUGAAAGUUUGAACAUGAGUGAUGGAGGCAAGCAGGGCGGGGCAGACAAUGAGAACAACUCGUCCAAGAAGACAAAGCUGAAGGGUGGUGAUGAAUUUGGUCGUGCUAUUUCACGGAUUGCGGUAGCCCAGAUUUGUGAAUCGACUGGGUUCCAGAGUUCUCAGCGCUCGGCGCUUGAAGCUUUUGUGGAUAUUACAAUUAGGUAUAUCUGUAGUUUAGGUAAAGCAGCACGUUACUAUGCUGACAUAUCUGGGAGGACGGAGUGCAACGUGCUUGAUUUAAUACAAGGUUUGGAAGAUAUUGUUGGCUUGGCCCAGGGAUUUACUGGCGGUUCAGAUGACAGCAGGUGUUUGGUUGGUUCUGGGAUUGUUCGGGAUAUUUAUCAGUUCGUGAGCAGUGCAGAUGAAGUUCCUUUUCCUCGGGCAAUUCCAAGAUUCCCAGUUGUUCAACCCUUGAAGAAUACACCUAGCUUUGCUCAGCUUGGGAAGACCCCUGCCUCGAAGCAUGUGCCUGACUGGCUUCCAGCAUUUCCUGAGCUUCAUACUUACGUGCACACCCCAGUUUGGAAUGAGAGAACCACUGAUCGCCGGACAGACAAACUUGAGCAAACAAAGCAGAGGAGAAGGGCAGAGACUUCCUUGCUUUCUUUGCAGCAGCGAAUUGCUUGCACUGGUGAAGUUGGGUUUGUUCCUUCAGGCAAUAGCAGUGAUUCCAAGGGGAAACAAGUUGCAGAAAGUAACCCAUUUCUUGUACCUCCUUUGCCUUAUGACUCGAAGCAGGUUUCGGCUGUUGCCAUACCGAAGUGUGAUGUCACAAAGAAGAGCUUUUCGGUGCUUGAGACUUUUGCCCCAGCUAUUGAGGCAGCUAAGGCUGGUGCCCCGGAAUGCAGGGCCAUUGAAAGAAGAUCAUUGCCUGGUAAAAGGGCACCUGUGCAUUUUAGGAUAGGAGUUGAUAAGAAAUCGAUAUUGGCGCCAUUGUCUUCAGGUGUUUUAGGUAGCAAAUCUGAUGAUUGGUUUUUAAGGGACGAUCAGAAAGAUGAUAAGAAGCGUAGAGCUGAGAUGAUACUUAAAGAAGCUAUGGAGAACCCACAGGAGCUCAUUCAGUUGUAACAAAAUAAUUGUCUGCUUUUGUGGGGUUUCUUCUCACAUGCAGAUGGACACAAUUUUCAGUGCUUCCCUUUCGGAUCAUAUAUUUUGGAAAUUUGAGGUGUGGUCUGUUCUUGCAUAUAUACAACGUUUGGUUUGGCUACGUCUUGGACUGACUUGAUAACAAAUGCAUGAUAUGUUUAAAUGCAUAUAUUCUUGCAAUUUGCAUUAUUUUUUCUUCUUAAUGAGUGAUUCAAGUUUGCCACCGAUUACUUCUAUAUAUCUCUGAGAUUACAGAUACUUGUGACAUUUCAUCGGCACAUGCACGAACUGAUAAAUGUCCUGAAAUUAUUAUUGUAAUCUGUAUGUCAGCAUUAUUUUGGAUGGUGAAUUAUGUUGAUCUGUACUAGCAUUGAUGAUUUAAGCCAUCUUGGAAUUUGUAAUUAUUUGCAUUUGAAUGCAGAAGAUGACCCUCUAUGUGCUGCACAAUUCUGAGAAAUUUCAUUUUUUAGUGGCUCGUACUGAAUCUCAUUGAUCAUUCUGCACCUUUAAUGACGCAUGUUCUUUGGGCAGUGAUUUAUUAUUACAAAUUGUAUCUUGGGAAUUUAUGACAUUGGGUGUGGCUCCUUUACACAGCAUAUUGAAUGUGAACUGGCAGCUGGGAAAAGUGGACAAAAAGCUUGACCAUCUUUUCUGGUUUGUUUGUUUCUAUGAAGAGCAAGGUGUAAGCGUCACGCAUAUCAGAGCCAUGAGUUCAAAGAUCAUUUUUGUCACCUGGUUUAAUCAGAAUCAUUUUUGCAAUGUUAAUAAACAACAGUUUAGCUUUAAAGCUCUCUAACAAGGGAAGGCUGUAUUUUUCAUCCAUUGCAUGGAUGCAAGGAUCAUUUUCUUCAUCAAUGUUAAUUCUGAUAAUAUACUUGUGUAAAUUUUUUUAGCUGUUUCUAGCUCUCACAUUUUUUGGGCAGUGCUGUAGGAUCUAUUCAUAGCAACCAAACGCAUUGUAAUAAUUGAGAGGCUCUUUGAUGCGACUUCCGAGUUGGUUCCGGUGAUACCUGGGUGGAGACUCUGGCAUGCUUACUUUUUUUUUGUUAUCUUACAACACUUAGCAGCAUUCUUAAGCUUGAAACUCAGGCUUAUGCUGAUUGCAGAGUCACUUAAUCAUUAGGAGCUUUUACUGUGCUGUAAACAAAAUGGUAUGUUGAAAUUAAGUUCUCCUAAUAUCAUGUUCAAUACAUGAAACAGCUAAGAUUGGUAAGGUAUCUACAAAUGUGAUUCUGUUGUUGCAACAGUUUAUUUGAAAUCAGUGCAGAUUCAUGUGAAUUAAAUGAUUUCGAGUUCGGCUGAAUGACAACAUGAUAAUGAAUUAACUAAUUCAUAGGCUAAUGCAUAUUUGGUCUCACAAAAUGUCAAUUUUUAUUCUCCUAUUGUAAGAUCAUCAGUGCUUAUCAUGUAUUUUAACUAUCUCCUUAUCUUUUUUUUUGCUGCAGAAUUUAUAGGCAUGAGAUUGGUAAGGUAUCUACAAAUGUGAUUCUGUUGUUGCAACAGUUUAUUUGAAAUCAGUGCAGAUUCAUGUGAAUUAAAUGAUUUCGAGUUCGGCUGAAUGACAACAUGAUAAUGAAUUAACUAAUUGAUAGGCUAAUGCACAUUUGGUCUCAGAAAAUGUCAAUUUUUAUUCUCCUAUUGCAUGAUCAUCAGUGCUUAUCAUGUAUUUUAGCUAUCUCCUUAUCUUUUUUUUGCUGCAGAAUUUAUAGGCAUGAGAUCUGAAAGCUGGGCAACUCAUCCCUUGGUUUUGGCUCGACAUGCCCAUUUCUAUAAGGCUGCAGCAAGCCAUGCCAUUGAUUGUUUCUAUUUAAUAUUUUGUUCUCAUGCACCUCCAAAAGGCAGUAUAUUUUUUUCAGCGGCGCUGAUUUUUGUUCUCAUGUCCUUUCUGCCUGUUGUGUUUUAUUUUCUAUCAAUGUGGAUCCAGCAUGUUCUUUACUGCGUACUCUCUAUUUGCUAGUUGUUUAUUCUUAGUAUAAAAUUUAAAAUGUAUGGUUGGACCUUACUGGCUGUAAUGGAGGUGAUGUGCUUUAUUGUAUAACUUGUCUAUUUUUUCCUACUUGAUGAGGUGUCUGGACCAUUUUAUUUUACUUUUCAAGGGUUUAAGCUUAAGGCCUGAUGUUCUUGGUUAAACUUAUUGGCAGAGUUGACGUUUGAUGUUUAUUUUCUAAUUUUUGAUUAGAGGUAAAACUUUAGUGUCCCUAGAAAGAGACUGAAAAUGCAACUUUAAAAACUGAUUAACUUGAAGAGCCAUUCAUCAUCAGCAACAUAAAGCCUUAUUUAACACAUUUAAGGUUAUUAUAUGUUCAUUUAAACAUUGCAU